Molecule: messenger RNA, 1022 nt
Organism: Dalotia coriaria
Lineage: Eukaryota; Metazoa; Arthropoda; Insecta; Coleoptera; Staphylinidae
Gene: cyp33
Product: peptidylprolyl isomerase cyclophilin-33
Exons: 4
Coding region: 76-1005 (309 amino acids)
Biological process (GO): protein folding; protein peptidyl-prolyl isomerization
Cellular component (GO): intracellular membrane-bounded organelle
Molecular function (GO): peptidyl-prolyl cis-trans isomerase activity; RNA binding
Source: RefSeq, a predicted model, not a curated record
CUUCAUACACAUAACCUUACAUAAUUCGUAUUUUGUCCGUGUUUGAUUUUGCCUCAAAUAAAAUUUGCAGUGAAAAUGACAACAAACAAUAAACGAACCGUGUAUGUUGGUGGUUUAGCAGAGGAAGUUGAUGAAAAGAUCCUUAAUGCUGCAUUUAUUCCAUUCGGUGAUAUUGUUGAUGUACAAAUUCCAUUAGAUUAUGAAUCUGAGAAGCAUCGAGGUUUUGCUUUUAUUGAAUUUGAGAAUGCUGAAGAUGCUGCUGCCGCAAUUGAUAACACGAAUGAUUCGGAAUUGUUUGGUAGAACAAUAAGAGUAAAUCUAGCUAAACCACAAAGAAUUAAAGAAGGUUCAACAAGACCUGUGUGGUCUGAAGAUACUUGGCUACAGGAACAUGCUGGUGAAACUAUCAACAAGACUUUAUCUAAUGAUGUAACUGAAGGCACUUCCGAACAGGAACCAUCAUCUGAGGAAAGAGUAAAUGUAGCUGAGAAAGAAAAACAUAAAAAAGUUGUCAACCCACAAGUAUAUUUUGACAUAAAAAUAGGAAAACAGGAAGUGGGAAGGAUAACCAUGAUGUUGAGAGCUGAUAUUGUCCCAAGAACUGCAUUAAACUUUAAAUGUUUAUGUACUCAUGAAAAAGGCUAUGGUUUUCAAGGCAGUAUAUUUCAUAGAAUCAUUCCGGACUUUAUGUGUCAAGGUGGCGACUUUACAAAUCACAACGGCACCGGAGGAAAGUCAAUUUAUGGACGAAAGUUUGCUGACGAAAACUUUGAGUUGAAACACACAGGGCCAGGAACAUUAUCAAUGGCGAACUCCGGACCGAACACGAACGGAUCCCAGUUUUUCAUCUGUACAGCAAAAACCGAAUGGUUGGAUCACAAACACGUCGUUUUUGGUCAUGUAAUCAGUGGGAUGGAUGUGGUAAGAAGGAUGGAACGUUGUGGAAAUAAGUCGGGCACACCCAGUGAAAAAGUGGUAAUAUCUGCUUGUGGAGAAAUUCAAUAAAUAUUUUUUACUGCUCA